Vanessa tameamea is the source of this 1100-nucleotide messenger RNA. RefSeq lists its product as uncharacterized. The coding region runs from base 1 to 1035 and encodes 344 amino acids. The record is from RefSeq and is a predicted model, not a curated record. Lineage: Eukaryota; Metazoa; Arthropoda; Insecta; Lepidoptera; Nymphalidae. The transcript is spliced from 7 exons.
AUGUUUUUUUUUAUUACUUCCAGUAUAAUGGGCAAAGACGACAAAGAAGACUCCGGCUUUGGCUUCAAAGACAAGGCGAAGGCCGAAGAAACAUUGAGACUGCUGGAGCAACAUGAUCCAAACUACAGGAGGCUGACAGUCAGAGGGCUGUUGGGGAGGGCGAAGAGGGUUUUAUCGAUGACAAAAGCAGAAGAUAAAAUUAAGAACAUAAAAGAAGCAAUGCAAGUCUUUGAAGACUGGCUCGCGGAGUUGGAGAAAAAUAAAGAAAAGAAGCCGGAUAAGAAGGAACCAAAGAAAAAAGAAGAAGAUAAAGCUAAUAAAGAAGCUGAUGACAAAGAUGAGAAUUCGAGUUCAGAUACCGAAAUGGCGGAAAUUCCCGAAGAGAAGAAGGAACUACCAGCGGAGACUGUCCCGGGACUUGGAUUUAAAAAUAAAGACGCUGCAACGAAUACGCUUAAAGAAUUAGAAGGACGGGAUCCGGACUAUCAGAAGCUGGCUGUGAAAGGGUUGAUCGGGAGAGCGAAGAGGGUUUUGACCUGCACACGUGACGAAGCGAAACUCUCUAAUAUUAAGGAAGCGAUCUCAGUCUUCGACCAGUUUCUUGACGAUUUCGACACGAUGCAUCUAAGUAAACAGAACAACCCCUACAUCAGCCUCGGCAUCGUCAGGACCUGCGUGAAGUUAGCUGGCGAUAGCGUCACUGAGCAGCAGAAAUCAUUUGUCGCUGCAUAUACAUCUGUCAAUGGCGAGUACAAGCGCCUGCGCACCGUCGCGAGUGACGGCGGGAAGACGUGGGACAUCGUCAGAAACGAGGCUCUGAAGGAGUUGAAGGAGAAGCAUUCCGAUGCAAAACUCUUCGACGACAAAGACGAGCCGACGGCUGAACACUUGGAGAUGCUGCUGUGGGCGUAUUCGCCUGAAGCGGCGCGAGUUAAGAAAGUCAUAUCGGAAACAAAUGAAAGCAAAGAGGUCAACGACCGGAAACGAAAGAGCAGUGCAGAUGAUGAAUCUCCAAGCAAGAAGAAGAAGGAAUGAUCUUGUAACACAGAAUUGUAAUUGUUAAGCAUUUAUCGGUUUAUUAAUAAAUAUAUACAAAUAUA